GGUUCAAUGACAAAUAAAGUAACAACCAAAAGGCAAAAGUCGAGCAUCGUUUCACGCUUUCUGAUUGCAAAAGGGUUUGUCCUGAGUCCUAAUCUCACUUAUCAGCUUUUCUCUCUUUCCCUUAUUCUGUUGAUUACAGAUUAUCGAUUCUGAAGGAGGCGAAAGACCAAACUACCAACAAGUCGACCAGUCAUCCGACGUUGAUCUCUCCUGUUAGUCUAGCUCCAGCUCCAGUCCCUCAAGUUGAAGAUCCUACCUCGAGCACACCUGAAGAAGGCUCAUAGCUAAAAAAAGUUGAAACCUUAGUAUUAGUCCCAACUAACGACCCUUGGGCAGCAAUAGAGGUUCUCCUCUAGACCACGGGUACUGAAGCAAUUGCCGCCAAAAACGACUAUGUCAACUUCCAGAUGGAGCUUAAAGCUAACCAGGAAAUAAUCAAACUCCUCAAGUCCUCUUAUAACAGCAAGGAAGCCCUUCUUUCUGAUGCAAUGAAAACCAUCGAUGGCAAUUCCAAAUAUCAGGAAAAACUCAAGAACGAUGCAAUGGCCGCGAGAGCUGAACGGAAGGCCAUGGCAACAGAGCGGGACGCUGCUAUCGCCGAGCAAGAUGCUACUGGUGCUGAACGGAACGCUGUGGUCUCAACACUCCAAGAGUUGAAGGAACAGACGUUUGACCACAUGAGUCAAUCAGCCUCCGUAAGCGCCGCUAUGUUGCUUGGUAUCCUCAAGAGUUACAACCCUGUACUCGACACUUCAGUAGUGAUAGUGUGGUUUAACUAUAUCACUAAAGAAGCAGCAAAACUUGUUCUUAGCGUCGAGCUUGUAGUCCAUGCCUUUGUCGAGUCACUAGGGCUCAGCUUACCUGAUGAUGACAGUGAGAAGUGUCCCUUGAGCUAA
Messenger RNA from Phragmites australis (common reed), 896 nucleotides. RefSeq lists its product as uncharacterized. The record is from RefSeq and is a predicted model, not a curated record. The transcript has 2 exons. Lineage: Eukaryota; Viridiplantae; Streptophyta; Magnoliopsida; Poales; Poaceae. The coding region runs from base 408 to 896 and encodes 162 amino acids.